Diospyros lotus (date-plum) is the source of this 828-nucleotide messenger RNA. Its product is annotated as MFP1 attachment factor 1-like. Gene Ontology annotation, biological process: mitotic cell cycle; lateral root development. NCBI's taxonomy places the organism in Eukaryota, Viridiplantae, Streptophyta, Magnoliopsida, Ericales, Ebenaceae. The record is from RefSeq and is a predicted model, not a curated record. Bases 103 to 597 code for a protein of 164 amino acids. The transcript has a single exon.
UCAAUCGCCGAAGCCGAACCUAAUAAAAUAAUCUCUCUCUCUCUCUCUCUCUCUCUCUCUCUCUCUCUCUCAUUUACUGUUUCGCUCUCUCAACUCGCAAUAAUGUCUGAGAACACAGGGGAAAAUAACGCAGCGGUAGUUGUGGAACAAGAACAAGAGCCGAAGACUUCAACAAUGGCCGACACCGAGGAGACGCAACCGCAGCGGACUGUGGCUGAGAAGACGAACAACCUGUCCUUUAGCAUUUGGCCGCCGUCGCAGCGCACUCGCGACGCGGUGAUCAAGCGCCUCGUCGAGACGCUCUCGUCGCAGUCAGUUCUCUCCAAGCGCUACGGCAUAAUCCCCUCCAACGAGUCUGAUGACGUUGCUCGCCGCAUAGAGGCCGAGGCCUUCACCGCCGCCGAUGCCUCCGCUUCGGCCGACGAUGACGGCAUCGAGAUCCUCCAGGUCUACUCCAAGGACAUCAGCAAGCGCAUGCUCGAAGCCGUCAAGUCCAGAUCUGCCUCCGGUUCCGAAAAGGACGGCCAAAAUCCCUCCGACUCCCCUGCUGUCACCGUCACUGACGAGGAGAUCUCAACUGGCCAAUCCGAGUCUUGAUCUCCUCGACUCCGCUAUGUUUCCAUCUCAUCCGGUAUAAUAGGGCUUCGAACAUUUGUUCUGCUAGCUUGGUGAAUUGUGAUCUCUUUGUACUGUUGGCUUAUAGUUGAUUGCUGUUCUGUAGUGAUUAUAUUACCUUAUUAAUAUCUAGGGUUUUUGUGGUUCUUGUCCUCGUGAUGAUGUGCUUUAAUUCUUGAAGCGUAAAUCUUAAUUUUUCGUGUUAUAUGAUAA